Molecule: messenger RNA, 1221 nt
Organism: Episyrphus balteatus (marmalade hoverfly)
Lineage: Eukaryota; Metazoa; Arthropoda; Insecta; Diptera; Syrphidae
Exons: 4
Coding region: 187-1221 (344 amino acids)
Source: RefSeq, a predicted model, not a curated record
UAUGAGUAUUCUAUAGUUGAUGUGAGCAGACGGGGAUUUCCCAAAGGUACGCCAUAAUUAACAAAACAAGAACUUGUCUAAUUCCGUUCUCUGACACCGAUGUUAUCAAACAAAAAUUUGGAAUAAAAAACGAUACAAAUUUAUAAAGACAAUUUUCACCAUCAAAACAUAGUUACAAUUGCAAUUAUGACUUUGAAAAAUAUUAUUCAAAGCGGACUUUUGCUUGUAAAACGCAACUCAAGACGUUUUGAUAAAUUCUUUAAAAAUCAACAGGCAGACAAAACUAAACAAGUCAGCAUUAAUGAAAUGCAAAAAAAUUACGAACAUAAAACAAAAAUUAAUUCGAAUACAACAAAAAAUGUUAUAGAAUCAGACUCAAAAAUUAACAUAGACCAUUUGACAUCCAAACUGGACUUUAAUAUGCCAAAAGGAUACAAAUAUGCGUAUGCGAUCAAAUUAAAUCACAAUAAGACAAAAAUGGUAAUUGUUAUCAAAAAACUAGAUUAUUUUACCAAGGAUGCAAAGCCAAAUAAUUCUUCGAUUCUCCGGUUCGUCAACCCUUCCGGCAAGUCAAUUGAUCCACACAAAUAUACAACAAAGCCAGAGGAUCCUUCGAUGCUUCGUUUUGUUAAUCCUUCCGGCAAAUCGUUUGACCCAAACAUCUACCAUACCAGAAACAGGCAAUUCAGAAUAAAUAAAAAACUUCUAAAGAAAGCAUUAAGUGCAUUAACUUCUCCCCAGGGUAUUUCUUAUAUUAUCAAAGCAGUAAAAGUGGCUGGUUUUGCUACAAUUUCUAUUGACGGGACUGGAUUAACAGACGGCCAGAAUGGAACCAUAAGCAAUGUAGCUGAGGGUGCAGCUAAUAAGAAUGAAUUGGAGGACCCAAACUGUGAGGACGGUCAAAAUGAAACCCUGAACCAGACAGCUAAUAAGACGGGUCAAUAUGUUGGUGGAUUCGUUGCUUCUUCAGUUGGCAAAACAAUGGGAUCAUUUUUAAUCCCAGGCGUUGGACCUUUAGUUGGUGCACUAUCAUUGGGUUGGAUUGGUGUUAAAUAUGGCCCCAAAUUUGCAUCUAAGGGUGCUUCCUACAUCAACAGUUUCAGGAUCAAAAGAAAGUUCAAAAGGAACAAUGAUAGGAAGAGAACAAUCCAAAGUGAAGGACAGAAAUCAAGCCAAAAACAAAAUCCACGAGGAGGAACUCAUCCACCCACUUUUGAAUAA